AUGAAGGCAGCUUGUGCUCCAAUUUUAAAUCAAGUCACCAAACUUGAAACUGACGUGAGCGAGUUGAAAACCUCUCAUGAUGAAGUAAAGACGAAUGUGGAAACUUCAACUUCUGCAGUCACCAACAUUAAGCUCAACAACAAGAAAAUCCUGGACAAACAAUUAGAAAGUCUCAGAAAACAAUUAAAUAAAGGCAUAUCCAAUUGGAUAGCAGACAAGGAAUCUGAAAUUGAUUCAAAAAUAAAUGUAGCAGUCAACAAUGCUGUGCAGCAGAUGUGUUCCAGCGCGGAAGCAAAUUAUGAUGAAGUACGUGAUGUGCAUUCCAAUAAAAAAGACAAAGAAAAUCCUAUGUGGAAGCAAGAGAUAAACCUGGAAAGAGUUAUGUCAAGUGAUACCAGAUUGGAAAAUAAUUUUCCAUCACAUUGUGAAAAUCUUAUCAUUGACAUUACACCCACUUACGGGAAUGAAAAAGACAAUGAGAGUUUGCUGAAUGACAGUAAUGAAGAGUGGAAUGUAGACGAAGAUGAUGGUGAGAGUGAGUGGUCAGGAAGUAUUGAUGAUGACGAAAAAGAUGAUGAAGAGGAAGAUGAAGAGGGAAAUGAAGAUAAUGAGGAAGAAAAUGAAGAAAAUGUCAUUGAAGAAAAUGAAGAUGAUGGUGGUGGUGAUUUGAAUGACGGCACUGGCGCGAAAAAUGGUGGUCCUCGGGGCGGUGGUGAAUGGACAGAUAUUACAGGAAACGGGGAGCUUCCUAAUGACAUAGAUUUUGUGCCAGAAAGGGAAAAAAAUUUCUGA
Schistocerca americana (American grasshopper) is the source of this 792-nucleotide messenger RNA. RefSeq names its product YTH domain-containing protein 1-like. The transcript is spliced from 2 exons. NCBI's taxonomy places the organism in Eukaryota, Metazoa, Arthropoda, Insecta, Orthoptera, Acrididae. The coding region runs from base 1 to 792 and encodes 263 amino acids. The record is from RefSeq and is a predicted model, not a curated record.